Messenger RNA from Rhinopithecus roxellana (golden snub-nosed monkey), 1783 nucleotides. RefSeq names its product galactose-3-O-sulfotransferase 1 (gene GAL3ST1). Gene Ontology annotation, biological process: myelination; galactosylceramide biosynthetic process. Bases 193 to 1464 code for a protein of 423 amino acids. Lineage: Eukaryota; Metazoa; Chordata; Mammalia; Primates; Cercopithecidae. The transcript is spliced from 3 exons. Gene Ontology annotation, molecular function: galactosylceramide sulfotransferase activity. The record is from RefSeq and is a predicted model, not a curated record. Gene Ontology annotation, cellular component: membrane.
AGGCUGGCGGCCGCACCUGGCCGGGAGCGGGCGCGGCGCGGCAGCGGCGGCGGGGGCGGGGGCAUGGACCAGGCCUGGUGGAGCGGGGGGCCCGGCCGGGUGCGCCCCGCCGCCCAGUGAGCGCCCGGGCGGCGCGGCCCGGGCCGAGCCACCCACGCUGAGGCGGAGGAGGACGGGGACAAGGUGUCUGAGAUGCUGCCACCGCAGAAGAAGCCCUGGGAGUCCAUGGCUAAGGGGCUGGUGCUGGGCGCGCUGUUCACCAGUUUCCUGCUGCUGGUGUACUCCUAUGCCGUGCCCCCGCUGCAUGCUGGCCUGGCCUCCACGACCCCAGAGGCCGCAGCGUCCUGCUCUCCGCCUGUGCUUGAGCCAGAGGCAGUGAACCGCGCCAACGGCUCGGCGGGAGAGUGCCAGCCGCGGCGCAAUAUCGUGUUUUUGAAGACUCACAAGACGGCCAGCAGCACCCUGCUCAACAUCCUGUUCCGCUUCGGCCAGAAGCACCGGCUCAAGUUCGCCUUUCCCAACGGCCGCAACGACUUCGACUACCCGACCUUCUUCGCCCGCAGCCUGGUGCAGGACUACCGGCCCGGGGCCUGCUUCAACAUCAUUUGCAACCACAUGCGCUUCCACUACGACGAGGUGCGUGGCCUGGUGCCGCCCAACGCCAUCUUCAUCACGGUGCUCCGUGACCCUGCCCGCCUGUUCGAGUCCUCCUUCCACUACUUCGGGCCGGUGGUGCCCCUCACGUGGAAGCUCUCAGGCGGCGACAAGCUGGCCGAGUUCCUGCAAGAUCCGGAUCGCUACUACGACCCCAACGGCUUCAAUGCCCACUACCUCCGAAACCUGCUCUUCUUCGACCUGGGCUAUGACAACGGCCUGGACCCCGGCAGCCCGCAGGUGCAGGAGCACAUCCUGGAGGUGGAGCGCCGCUUCCACCUGGUGCUCCUUCAGGAGUACUUCGACGAGUCGCUGGUGCUGCUGAAGGACCUGCUGUGCUGGGAGCUGGAGGACGUGCUCUACUUCAAGCUCAACGCCCGCCGCGACUCGCUGGUGCCGCGGCUCUCCGGGGAGAUGUACGGGCGCGCCACCGCCUGGAACAUGUUGGACGCCCACCUCUACCGCCACUUCAACGCCAGCUUCUGGCGCAAGGUGGAGGCCUUCGGGCAGGAGCGCAUGGCCCGCGAGGUGGCAGCCCUGCGCCAUGCCAACGAGCGCAUGCGGACCAUCUGCAUCGACGGGGGCCACGCCGUGGACGCCGCCGCCAUCCAGGACGAGGCCAUGCAGCCCUGGCAGCCGCUGGGCACCAAGUCCAUCUUGGGCUACAACCUCAAGAAGAGCAUCGGGCAGCGGCACGCGCAGCUCUGCCGGCGCAUGCUCACGCCCGAGAUCCAGUACCUGAUGGACCUCGGCGCCAACCUGUGGGUCACCAAGCUCUGGAAGUUCAUUCGCGAUUUCCUGCGGUGGUGACGUCCCACCGCCCAGUGGCUUGCCUGCCUGUUCUCUCCCUACGGAGGGGCUGAGCAGGACGCCGCUGGUGCUGGCCGCCCCCAGCCCCCUCCUGGUGCCACCUCGGACCCCGGGGUGAGAGGGGUGCUUCCUAGGGGGACACAGCCAGCCAAGACUGGGCCCACGCACACAGAGAGGGCCUAACCGAUAUCAGUAUUUAACUAAUUAUACCGGUUUUUAUUAAACCCCUUUCCCUCCCCGAAAAAGAAUGUUCUAUUUCUGCCUCCCCUUAAAGGGGAGACCUCAGAAGUAAAGGAAUUUGAUGUUGUGUUUUUGUUAA